CGGCGUCGCCAUGGCCCAGAUCAAAAGCAAUCGCAAGCCUUGUUGAGCUGGUACACAAAUCGCAUCCGAGUCAUCCCUGAGCUUUCGCAAUCUUCGCUCUGUCCUUGCCCCCGAAUCGAGCAACCAUGUCGCUGAUCCGCCGCAGCAACGUGUUCGACCCCUUCUCCCUCGACCUCUUCGACCCCUUCGACGGCUUCCCCUUCGGCUCCGGCAGCAGCAGCAGCGGCGGGGGCAGCCUCUUCCCCUCGUUCCCGCGCACCUCCUCUGACACCGCGGCCUUCGCCAGCGCGCGCAUCGACUGGAAGGAGACGCCCGAGGCGCACGUGUUCAAGGCGGACGUGCCCGGGCUGAAGAAGGAGGAGGUGAAGGUGGAGGUGGAGGACGGCAACGUGCUCCAGAUCAGUGGCGAGCGGAACAAGGAGCAGGAGGAGAAGACGGACACCUGGCACCGCGUGGAGCGCAGCAGCGGCAGGUUCCUGCGCCGGUUCAGGCUGCCCGAGAAUGCCAAGCCGGAGCAGAUCAAGGCGUCCAUGGAGAACGGCGUGCUCACCGUCACCGUGCCCAAGGAAGAGGCCAAGAAGGCCGAGGUCAAGUCCGUCCAGAUCUCAGGCUAGGCUGCUUUGAAGCUGUAGAGGUUCAGUUCGCUGCUGGAUGGAUGUGUUGAGUUGUUCCUGUUCCUGUAAUGAGUGGAUUUGGGUCUGUGUCGACAGUCGACUGUCGAAUGUGUUGAGUCAUCCUGUUCCUGUAAAACGAGCAUCUAGUCUAAAGUGAAGUGUUGUAAUCAUAUUCUGUGCUGGUUAAGCUUUAUAUAACGAGUGAGUUCGUCGUCCUCUUUUA
Messenger RNA from Lolium perenne, 837 nucleotides. RefSeq names its product 17.9 kDa class I heat shock protein-like. The record is from RefSeq and is a predicted model, not a curated record. NCBI's taxonomy places the organism in Eukaryota, Viridiplantae, Streptophyta, Magnoliopsida, Poales, Poaceae.